Molecule: messenger RNA, 987 nt
Organism: Raphanus sativus (radish)
Lineage: Eukaryota; Viridiplantae; Streptophyta; Magnoliopsida; Brassicales; Brassicaceae
Product: transcription factor ILR3
Exons: 6
Coding region: 178-930 (250 amino acids)
Biological process (GO): regulation of DNA-templated transcription; intracellular iron ion homeostasis
Molecular function (GO): DNA-binding transcription factor activity; protein dimerization activity
Source: RefSeq, a predicted model, not a curated record
UUACGGAUUUGGUUUCUAUCCAUAGUUCAUUCCGCCCUCUUGGCCUUUGAUCUUCCGGCAUAACAUGUAUUCUGAUAUUGCACAGAUAGUGAAGCAUGAUUGGCCGGCAAAGUGGCCAAGCUUCAUUCCUGAUCUAGUUGCCGCUGCUAAAACUAGCGAAAUAUCUGCGAAAAUUGCAUGAUCAUUUUAAAACUCCUAAGCGAAGAGGUUUUUGAUUUCUCAAGAGGAGAAAUGACUCAGCAGAAGAUUAAAGAGCUGAAACAAUCUCUAAACAGCGAGUUUAAACUCAUUCACGAGCUAUGCCUAUAUGUCCUCUCAGCAUCUCAAAGGCAGGAUCUUAUACGUUCAACACUGUCUGCGUUGCAUGCCUAUCUAUCCUGGAUUCCGUUGGGCUAUAUAUUUGAGUCUCCUUUUUGGGCCAGAUGUGAAUCAUCCUCUGCCACUAGUUCGAAAGCAUGUAGAGAGAAGCAGCGUCGAGACAGGCUUAAUGACAAGUUUACCGAAUUGAGUGUAAUUCUGGAGCCUGGAAAUCCUCCCAAAACAGACAAGGCUGCAAUCUUGGUCGAUGCUGUCCGCAUGGUGACACAGCUACGCGGCGAGGCUCAGAAGUUGAAGGACUCGAAUUCAAGUCUUCAGGACAAAAUCAAAGAGUUAAAGACCGAGAAAAACGAGCUGCGAGAUGAGAAACAGAGGCUGAAGACAGAGAAAGAGAAGCUGGAGCAGCAGCUGAAAGCCAUGAAUGCUCCUCAACCAAGCUUUUUCCCAGCUCCACCUAUGAUGCCAACUGCUUUUGCUUCUGCGCAAGGCCAAGCUCCCGGAAACAAGAUGGUGCCAAUCAUCAGUUACCCUGGAGUUGCCAUGUGGCAGUUCAUGCCUCCUACUUCGGUCGAUACCUCUCAGGAUCAUGUCCUUCGUCCACCAGUUGCUUAAAUUGGACAAAAAAAAAAUCAUCAACUGGUUUGCUUCUUGCUUCCGCUGAAAAGAAAA